AUGCUAUCCAAGUUGCUGUUCCUGGCCAUUCUAUAUGUGGCCCACGGAUGGCCAAAUUGCUCUACAAACGGUAAACACUUGAUUCCACACGAAACGGAUUGUGCUAAAUAUUACAUCUGCAAAGAUGGAAGACCAGUAGCCAAGAGUCAAUGCCCUCCGUUUACAUACUUCUCUUUUGAAGGUCAAAUCUGCAGCAAUCUUGCUAAAUCGGGGUGUGCGCAGAAGAAAUGGAACGUACAGAUUUUAAAUGGAAGGAGUGGAGAAGAUGGCAAGAACGGUCAAAGUUUUGGAGCGUACGCUCGUCUUUUUGCCUUAGGAAAGAAUGUACAGAUUUUAAAUGAAAGGCAUUCACAAGAUGGAAGGAAUGCAAAAGAUGGCAAAGAUGGUGAAGAUGGCAAGAACGACCAAAGUUUUGGAGGUUAUGCUCGUCUUAGCAACUUAGGAACGGAUGAUAUCUCGUACAAGGAGUAUUGGGGAAAUGGAGGGAAUGGUGGAAACGGCGGUAAUGGCGGGGCCAGUGGUAAUGGCGGCAGUGGUGGAGUCGGUGGCAAUGGCGGUCACGGCGGCAACGUUAUAAUUAAUUUCUUUCGAGGCAAAGAAGCGGUUCAGUACAUUAAGUUUCAAUACUAA
Messenger RNA from Leptosia nina, 630 nucleotides. Lineage: Eukaryota; Metazoa; Arthropoda; Insecta; Lepidoptera; Pieridae. The record is from the annotation of a GenBank genome assembly.